AUGGUUGACUUUCCUUUUGCUGAAGCUCAGAUUGUGUCCCUCUUCGUCCAGAGUGUCAUCUAUGGCAUUCAUGCUACGAUCUUCGCCAUCUAUAUGUGGACAUGGAUACGCCGGAGCAAAGGUAGCCGGAAAUCCAUCAACUGGCCUAUGCUCUCCGUCGCGAUUGUGCUGUUUGUGAUCGGGACUACCGACCUUGUCUUCAACCUGUAUCACAACAUCGUAGCGUUCAUUUACUACACGGGGCCUGGCGGUGCCACAGGCGAAUUUGAACAUAUCUCAAAUUGGGCCAACGUUAUUCGGACUCUGGUACAGAGCGUAUGGACAUUCGUACAGACGUUGAUUGCGGAUGGAGCUUUGAUCUACCGUUGUUUGGUCAUAUACACUCGCAGACGCUGGGUAGUCGUUGCGCCCAUCAUCAUCUGGUUUGCCGAUGCGGCCUGCGCUGUGGCGGAAUUAUACUACACGGCGACACUCGAGCAGAACACAAACUUGGCUAAUGCCAGAACGGUUCAGCCAUUCGUCGACGGCUUCGUUACUCUGGCCCUUGCCAACAACAUCAUGACGACGGGUAAGUCUUGUUCACUCAAUAUCAUCUGUUUGAUCGUGUACCGGAUUCACCGCAUCCAUAAACAGUCUGCACAGGCUUUCUCAAGCGGGAUGAGAGUGACCACCGGAAGUCGUAUCAAACUUUCCGAAGUCAACAGAAUUCUCAUCGAAUCUGCUCUGCUAUAUACCGCAACCGCCGCUAUCGCCUUGAUUGUGAACUUAGCUAGAAGCAAUGCGGUUUAUGUUACCUCAGGCAUUGUCACGGAAAUGGCUGGAAUCCAGUUCGAUUUGAUCAUGAUUCGCGUCAACCGCGGCAUCGCCGCAGAGCAAGUCCAAGCUGCCACAGAGACCAUCCAGUUCGAGUUGCGCGAGACGGCAUCUAACUACAGAAGGGGUGUCAUAACAACUCAGUCUGCAGUUGAUUCGGCUUCUGCAGACUGGGAGGGAAAGGAUGUUCCGAUCAUUUCAAGUCUCAUACGAAAUGAGGACCAAAGUGGUUGA
Messenger RNA from Laetiporus sulphureus 93-53, 1047 nucleotides. RefSeq lists its product as uncharacterized. The record is from RefSeq and is a predicted model, not a curated record. NCBI's taxonomy places the organism in Eukaryota, Fungi, Basidiomycota, Agaricomycetes, Polyporales, Laetiporaceae. The transcript has 5 exons. The coding region runs from base 1 to 1047 and encodes 348 amino acids.